AUGGCAAAUCAAUAUAAAAGGAAUGGAGGAGUUAGUUACGGGUCUAGUUCUUCUAAUUAUAGUUUUAAUGCCAGCAGUUCAUCUUUUAGACAAUGUGGUAGUGGUAGAGGUGGUGGUUUAGGCUUUGGUGGUGUCCAGGGCAUAACAUGUCUUCCUGAUGGGUAUGGUAGUGACUCAGGAGGAAACUUUAGUGGUGCUGGGUCAGGAGGUAGUUUUGGUGGGGGCACAGGUGUCGUAUUUGGUGGUAACUCAGGAGGUGCAUUUGGCAGUGGCUUCAGAUUUGGCUUUGGUGGUGGCUCAGGAGGUGCCUUUAGUAGUGGCUCAGUUGGAGCUUUUGGCUAUGGUGGUGGCAGCUUUGGGGGAGGUGUUGGCAGUGGUGGAUUUGGUGGAAAUGACGGAUUACUCUCUGGAAAUGAAAAGCAAACAAUGCAAAACCUAAAUGACCGCCUGGCCACAUAUUUAGAUAAAGUCCAUGCUUUAGAAGAGGCAAAUGCAGACCUUGAGGCUAAAAUCAAGAACUGGUAUGACCAGAAUAGCAGUAGUUCUACCACAACAGGAGGAAAAGACUACAGCCAAUAUUUAAAAACAAUUGAAGACCUCCAAACUCAGGUUUUGUGUUCAGUUAACGACAAUGCAAGUAUCAUUUUGGCAAUUGACAAUGCUCGACUGGCAGUAGAUGAUUUCAGGAUGAAAUUUGAGAGUGAACUUCAUCUGCGCCAGAGUGUUGAGGCAGAUAUAAAUGGCCUUCGAAAGGUCUUGGAUGAUCUAACCCUUAGCCAGUCUGACUUUGAGAUGCAAGCUGAAAGCCUCACAGAGGAGAUUGCCUUUCUCAAGAAGAAUCAUGAAGAUGAAGUACAGUCUAACCAGGGAACCACUGUUGGCCAAGUCAAUGUUGAAAUGGAUGCAGCCCCAGGAAAAGAUCUGACAAAGAUACUCAAUGGCAUGAGAAGCCAAUAUGAAGCUCUUGCAGAGAAGAACCGGAAGGAUGCCGAGGACUUGUUCAAUCAACAGAGUAGUCAAAUAACACAACAAAUCAAUGUAGGAGUCCAACAACAGCAGUCAAACAAAACUGAGAUGACUGAACUGAGGCGUACUCUUCAAUCGCUGGAAAUGGAGCUACAAGCCCAGUAUGCCAUGAAACAAUCCUUGGAGGAAUCAUUGGCAGAAAAAGAAGGUAGCUACUGCUCACAAAUAUCACAAAUCCAAAUGAUAAUCAGCGGUGUGGAAGAUCAGUUGGAACAAAUAAAAAAUGAUACUGCAUGCCAGAAGUCUGAGUAUGAAACACUCUUGGACAUCAAAGUCCGUCUGGAACAGGAGAUUGCCACCUAUCAGAAACUUUUGGAUGAAGGAGAUUCUGAGGUUGGACAAGUUACAACACAACAAGGGAGCAGGACUACAACUACUAGUCAAGCUUCCCGAGCUGGAGGCACAUCAGUCCAGUCUUCCAGAGCUUCUACAACUCAAAGUUCAAGGUCUGCAACUUCAACUUCUCAAACUUCAGGAGCAGGAAGUGUAGUUUCUGGAAGUGGAGGCCUUGGUGCUUCAGCUACUUCUGGAAGUAGACUUUCUAGUGGCUUACGUUCCUCUAUUCAGACCUCUAGUAUUACAGCAUCUUCUGCAACUAAAAGUCAGUCUGGCUCUGGAAGUGCAGGUUCUGCUGGUCAAAGCUCUAGUGCAUCAGCCACUUCUGGUACUGCAGGUGCAAGAUCUGGAGGUUCAUCAUCCUCUGUUGGAUCUGGAAAUCAAAGCUCAGAUGCAAAAACUAGGAGGACAAUAGUGAAAACUGAAACCUACAUUGAUGGCAACAUUGUGGACUCAAAAACUGAAGAAAUUGAAGAGCCAGUUAAAUGA
Messenger RNA from Bufo gargarizans (Asiatic toad), 1851 nucleotides. RefSeq names its product keratin, type I cytoskeletal 47 kDa-like. The coding region runs from base 1 to 1851 and encodes 616 amino acids. Lineage: Eukaryota; Metazoa; Chordata; Amphibia; Anura; Bufonidae. The record is from RefSeq and is a predicted model, not a curated record. Gene Ontology annotation, molecular function: structural molecule activity. The transcript is spliced from 9 exons.